AUGAAUCACAUAGAAGCCUUUUCAAAAUAUUUUAUCUUCACAUUUCCUGAGAACAUAAAUUUUACACAAGUUGGAAAAAUCGCAGCUACGGGACUGAAAAUACAAAGUGCUUUUUUUAGUCCUCUUGGAGAUAUUCCCGGGCCCUUUUCUAAACGGUUCUUUGAAGGUUCAUACUUUUCUAAAAAGAAGCCAGGGAAAAGAGAUUACCACAAUAAAUAUGGACACUUAGUGCGUAUAGGUCCUAGCAAAAUAUCCGUGUCUGAUAAAGAUAUAAUAAAGCAAAUAAUGGUAACUGAAGACUUUGAAAAAAGCUCCAUUUAUUCCAAAAUGAAAGGCAAAGAUGAAUGGAAUACAUUUAACAUGAUUGAUAAAGAUACCCACAAGCAACGACGACGUCUUGUGUCUUCUGCCUUUUCUAUCAAGUACAUAAAGUCUCUUGAGCCACUUUUUGAGAGCGUCACCGAAUCUUUUGUCAAAAGAAUAAACCUUGAUACGGAACGCACAAAAGAAGGCGAUGAAUUUGGCGUAAUUGAUAUUUGGCAGCUACUAAGAUGCUUGACUCUUGAUGUUAUCGGUGAAACGGCCUUUGGUGGCACAUUCAAUAUGCUCGAAAAUGACGAUCAUGCUGUAUCCAGAGCAAUCGUUAAACUAACUAGAGGGGUUGAGUUUGUAUUCUAUACUUCACCCUUGGCUGACAAAUUUGUAUCGAAUAUUAUAUCUGAACGCACACACAGCAAAGAAAAACGAAAUGACAUUCUUCAGAUUUUAGUCGAUACCCAGCACGCAAAGAACACUAAAGAUCGUAUGAAUUCACGGCAGAUUGCCUCAGAAACGGGGUUGUUUCUUAUUGCCGGGUCAGAGACCACAAGUAAUACGAUUGGAUUUGCCUUGAUUGAGAUGUGCCGUAACACCGAUGUCUUGACAGAACUUUAUGCUGAAAUUGAUAAAGUUGACCUGGAUGAAGGAAGAAUCUUAUUCCAUCAAGAGCAGAUCAAAAACCUUCCUUAUCUCAAUGCUGUAAUAAAAGAGACAAUGCGAUUAAAUCAUGUUGCAUCCAUGGGGCUUGAGAGGAUGGUUACUCAUGAUAUAAUUAUAAAAGAGAAUAUAGUUGUACCAAAGGGAACACACGUAAGAUGCUGUUUACAUGUUGCUCAGAUACACCCUGAUUACUGGCCUGAGCCUCUGACCUUCAAUCCUAAUCGUUGGCUCAAAAAUGCUGAUCCAGAACCGUGUACUGAUGCUUUCUUCCCGUUUAGCUUGGGAUCACGUAACUGCAUUGGAAAAGAUUUUUCCAUGAACGAGAUGCGUCUUGUUCUAGCUACACUUAUAAAAAAUUACGAGAUCAAGCCAAUUUCUGAACAAAUGAAAGCCUCCGAAGAAAAACACCACUUUUUGACACUGACCAUCGAAUCCGGAAGCUUUAAAGUUCGGAUGAAGCCUAGAGCUACCUAG
Molecule: messenger RNA, 1452 nt
Organism: Phycomyces blakesleeanus NRRL 1555(-)
Lineage: Eukaryota; Fungi; Mucoromycota; Mucoromycetes; Mucorales; Phycomycetaceae
Product: cytochrome P450 CYP5313
Exons: 9
Coding region: 1-1452 (483 amino acids)
Molecular function (GO): iron ion binding; heme binding; monooxygenase activity
Source: RefSeq, a predicted model, not a curated record